UUAAUUGUCAAAAAUCAUUGACAACAAAUAUUAYCUGAAAACUAUAAUAAAGAUAUAGCACCCACUGGUAGUGGUGAUAAUAAUACUAAUAUUAAUAAUAAUAAUUAUGGACAACCAGUUCAAGUUAAUGUAUCAAUGGUUGUACUGUCCUAUAAGCCAGAUCCAGGUGCCGAACAGUCGGUUAGUAUAGACUUUUUCUAUCAGCUCGAAUGGUACGACCAUCGGCUACGGGCRCCGGUCGAUGAAAAGUUAACACUGGGCUACCAAUGGAAAGACCGACUAUGGGUUCCGGACACCUAUUUCCGUAAUAGUAUGUCAGGCGGUAUACCCGUUGGUGGUUUGUCGCCUACGGUCUAUUUUGUUGUAACCAACAGCACCCGUAUGUUUAUGGCUGCCAGAUAUCAGAUGAAAUUUUCAUGUAAUAUGAAUUUCAGAAAAUUUCCAUUUGAUAGACAGUCGUGUCCUAUUAAUAUUACUACAUUAAUCAACACAAUUGAGACAGUACAAUUACAAUGGCAAAUGUUUAGACUGGGCAGUCAUGUACUGCUGCCAGAGUUUCAGAUUGAGGAGUACGAGUGGGACGGGUAUACUAAACGACAUCCCGAUUUAGGUGACUAUAGCUAUCUGUACGCUAUAGUACAUAUGCAACGAAAUUGUGGCAAAUAUCUGGUCAAACGAUAUAUAACGUCAGCACUGGUAGUUAUUAUGACAUUCAUGGGCUUCUGGAUACCGCUAUCGGCUGUACCCGGACGGGUAGCCCUGUCCAUAACCGGCUUGCUGGCACUGGUAGCCCAGCAAAUACAGGGUGAGAUAAACAUAUCAUAUAUCUAUGCGCUGGAAGUCUGGACUAUCAUAUGUAUUGGGUUUGUAUUUUUGACACUCAUUGAGUAUGCAUUGGCCGUCGGUUGGCCUCAGUAUAUGGAUGGCCAGACUCAACACACCGACACCGACACCAAAAACAAGUGCAACAAUCGACUGUCCAAACGGUUGGCCGAUAUAGUGGCCGCCGAUCAGCGUAACAACGGUGUCGAUAAAGUGGCCAGAUUUAUAUUUCCCGCUGCUUUCGGCAUAACUAUUAUUGUCUACAGUCUAACCUAUUAUUAUCUAUAA
Oppia nitens is the source of this 1110-nucleotide messenger RNA. RefSeq names its product glycine receptor subunit alpha-2-like. Bases 136 to 1110 code for a protein of 324 amino acids. The record is from RefSeq and is a predicted model, not a curated record. The transcript has 4 exons. Gene Ontology annotation, molecular function: transmembrane signaling receptor activity; chloride channel activity; extracellular ligand-gated monoatomic ion channel activity. Gene Ontology annotation, cellular component: neuron projection; synapse; membrane. Lineage: Eukaryota; Metazoa; Arthropoda; Arachnida; Sarcoptiformes; Oppiidae. Gene Ontology annotation, biological process: chemical synaptic transmission; nervous system process; chloride transmembrane transport.